Haliotis rufescens (red abalone) is the source of this 9713-nucleotide messenger RNA. RefSeq names its product dual specificity tyrosine-phosphorylation-regulated kinase 1A-like. The record is from RefSeq and is a predicted model, not a curated record. Gene Ontology annotation, biological process: positive regulation of DNA-templated transcription; peptidyl-serine phosphorylation; peptidyl-threonine phosphorylation. The transcript has 9 exons. Gene Ontology annotation, molecular function: protein serine/threonine/tyrosine kinase activity; ATP binding; protein serine/threonine kinase activity. Lineage: Eukaryota; Metazoa; Mollusca; Gastropoda; Lepetellida; Haliotidae. Gene Ontology annotation, cellular component: nucleus. Bases 710 to 3154 code for a protein of 814 amino acids.
CAGGUCAGCCUGAGCUGAGAGAACUGAGGUGGAGGCUGACUGGCUUACUGGCUGUGUUCUCCUACCUACAUAUCUACAUACUGUGUACAUGGGGCACCCUAGCAGCCCCUAGCAGCUUCCCUCGGAGACAGGACAGCCUGGUAUGUCCAUGACACGGCCAUCUUGUGUGUGGUGGUCAAAGCUGGCCUAUGGAAUAUAGGCCGACAAGGAGAAUGUGAGCAAGUGACGGACGGAGGAGGCUCCAUCCCUACUGCUGUAUCAGUGAGGGCAGCAUGACGAGGCCACGAUACAUGUACUCCCAAGUGGGUCAUCCACCUGACUCGGAAAAAGACUCAGCACAGUGAAGAACUCGGAGAUAUCACAUUGAGGAUUUGUGUUCAUCCAGCCUGGUCGGAGUCUGGUUUCUGUUGAGGCAACUGUAUGGUGUUUUUUGUGUGUGAUUGUGUUUAAAAAGUUGAUGGCAUGUCAUUUAGCAGUGAGAUCACUUGAAGGGGGAAACUCUCAUGACCUGUUGUAGAGAAAUUCGGGGGAAGGUCUCAAAAGGUGAAAAGUGGAUUUUGUAUUUGUGAUAUCUAGCAACACGUUGAAUAACAGUGAGGUAUAUGCUGUGAUAUAUUGAUAUACCUGUGGAAUACACUGUGGAUAUAUACUGGGUUUUGGAAUUUCCAAAUCGUGAAUUUCUGUGGAGUUUGGUUGUGGAUAUUCCCGAAUGGUACAUGAGAAGGAAGCAGCACUCGUUUCGUUGGAUAUGGAAAGUAACGGAUUAGCGGACGAUUGCGUUCAGUUUGUGAACAAGACGCUGUGGUUGCAACACGAGCAAGAGGCAUAUAAGCAGACGAUGCGACUCAAACGACAGCUGUCCAAGAACAGGCAUGUGAGUGCAGGGGGGACCACGACCUAUGGGCGCCUAGUGACGGGCAGCAACCACUUGCUGAUGAUGGCCGAUCCCCUGCAGCAACAUCAUCAACAGCAACAGCAGGCGCAGGAGGAUAUUGCAGCCAUGCAGAACCGCAUCCCUGUCGCGUUCCGGGAGCCCACUGAAGCCCCGCUACGCAAACUAAGCGUAGACCUUAUCAAAACUUACAAGAAAAUAAAUGAGGUCUACUAUGCCAAAAAGAAGCGGCGUGCACAGGGUAUGUCCGGCACUGGCGACGAGAGUGGGAACAAGAAGGGCAAGGUCAAUGCGCAUGUGUACAACGACGGAUACGAUGACCAAAACCACGACUAUAUUGUGAACCCUGGCGAAAAGUGGCUUGACAGAUACGAAAUAGAUUCUUUAAUAGGAAAGGGCUCAUUUGGUCAGGUGGUAAAGGCGUACGACCAUGGGGAUCAGGAGGCAGUGGCCAUAAAAAUUAUCAAGAACAAGAAACCGUUCCUGAACCAAGCCCAGAUUGAAGUGAAGCUCCUGGAGCUCAUGAACAAGCAUGAUGCUGAAAACAAAUACUAUAUAGUGAGGUUAAAGAGGCAUUUCAUGUUUCGGAAUCAUCUCUGCUUGGUGUUUGAACUAUUAUCGUACAAUUUGUACGACUUGUUACGUAACACAAACUUUAGAGGUGUGUCGUUAAAUUUGACUCGAAAAUUUGCUCAGCAGCUGUGCACGGCCUUGUUAUUUUUGGCCACUCCUGAGCUGAAUAUUAUUCACUGCGACUUAAAGCCAGAGAAUAUUUUAUUGUGUAACCCCAAGAGGAGUGCAAUCAAAAUAGUGGAUUUUGGGAGCUCCUGUCAGCUAGGACAGAGGAUAUACCAGUACAUCCAGAGUCGGUUCUACAGGUCUCCUGAGGUGUUGCUAGGGAUCCCAUAUGACUUGGCUAUAGAUAUGUGGAGUUUAGGAUGCAUCCUGGUCGAGAUGCACACGGGAGAGCCUCUCUUUGCUGGUUCAAAUGAGUUUGACCAGAUGAUGAAGAUCGUGGAGGUGCUCGGGAUGCCACCCAAACACAUCCUAGACCAAGCACCAAAAGCUCGCAAGUACUUUGACCAGCAACCUGAUGGUACAUAUGCCUGUAAGCGGCCGAAGGAUAACAAAAAGUACAAGCAGGCAGGAAGCAGGAAACUCCAUGAUAUUAUUGGUGCCGAAACAGGAGGUCCAGGGGGUCGAAGGGCGGGCGAGCCGGGUCACACGGUGGCAGACUACCUCAAGUUCAAGGACUUGAUUCUAAGAAUGUUGGACUAUGACCCGAAAACUCGCAUCACACCAUACUACGGGUUGCAGCACAACUUCUUCAAGAAGACGACAGACGAAAGUACGAACACGUCAAAUAGCACUUCAACUAGCCCUGCGAUGGAACAGCAGUGUGGGCCUGCAGUGAGUUUGAGCCAGUCAAGUGGUCGGGCGCGGUCGGACCCCACCCACCAACACCACCCACAUCUACACUUGCAGUCAUCCCACUCCGCGGCUCACCACCAGGGGGCGCCGACUGGAGCUGGAGGAGGAGGAGGAGGCUACACCACUAUGGAUUGUGAGAGUCCCCACCACCGCCCGACCGUCGUCACGACAACCGCGCACCACGCUGCACACCAUCACCCACUUGCACAGCAGCCAAGCUGGGCCAGUGCGGAGGUAUCCCAACUCCACGGUCGCCAUAGCAAUGGGUCGCAUUCACAUUCCCACUCACAUCAACGGCAUCAUCACCAUUCACCCUCAUCGUCGGCAUCAACCACGUCAUUACAUCAGUCUGGCCACUCAGUCCACAGCGGGACGACCGGAACGUCCCAGCAGAAUCUAAUGCUCGGAACACUCUAUUCAGACCCAGAAAGAAGUAGCUUCAGUGCCCGCACGAAUUUCGCCCCCAGCGGCGUGCCCCCACCGGAAUUGUCUUCCGCUACAAACAUAGCCGGUUCAGGUGAACUCGGCAGUGUACACGCACUUCAUCAUCAUCCGAGCGGAAACAGCCUCGAGGCCACCCAACUAGGCUCGGUGAACAUGCAGUUGGCCGGGUACCCUUCAUCGCCAGGACAAUAUGGACAGUUCAGUCAACAAGCAGGAUGGCCCCCCUCAGCCUUCCCCUACGCUUUAACAUCCACGGCUGCUCCCACAUCCCUGACCAGUCAUGACCCUACGGGUCAGCACAACCGGACUGGCGGUGCCGGGGAGAGGGGGGAGGAGUCGCCCAUGGUAGGGGUGUGCGUUCAACAGAGCCCUGUGGCCAGCCAUUAACGUCAGGCAAGAGACUAGGUGUGUUUGUAUAGUGUGCCAUCUGUAGGUGGGAUGGGGUGGGGUUGACUCCCCUCUGGGAUCGCGCCUCAAAGCGGCCUCCACAUGACGAUGGUGGGGAAUGGAGAUUCUACCGUUGCAGUUGUAGAAGCUCUAAGUUGAGUGACAGGGAUCCUCUUUGUGCAUAUGUCUUGGAAUAUAUACAGAGUGCUGUGGACUGACGCGAUGAACCAGAGCUAUGGACUGAUGCGGUGAAUGAGAGCUGCGUAUGUCUUCGUGGCAACACAGGAAAUUCUUGAACAGUGCUGUCCAGGCUGUGAUGACAAGGAACUAGCAAGCUCUCCCUGAUGAGCUUAUGCCUCUUGAACUGGAUAUCUGACCAUGAACUGUCACCAACAGAUAGAUAAGGCUUCACUGGAUAUCCGACACGGACUCUCCAACAGACAGAUCAAGAUUGACAGGUUAUCCGACACGUACUAUCGCAGACAGAUCAAGCUUGACUGGAUAUCCGACACGGACUCUCCAACAGACAGAUCGGGCUUGACUGGACAUCUGCCGCGGACUCUCCAACAGACAGAUCAAGCUUGACUGGAUAUCCGACACGGACUCUCCAACAGACAGAUCAAGAUUGACAGGAUAUCACACGAAGACUCUCCAACAGACAGUUCAGGUUUGACUGGAUAUAUCCGACACGGACUCUCCAACAGACAGAUCAAGCUUGACUGGAUAUCCGACACGGACUCUCCAACAGACAGAUCAAGAUUGACAGGAUAUCCGACACGUACUAUCGCAGACAGAUCAAGCUUGACUGGAUAUCCGACACGGACUCUCCAACAUACAGUUCAGGUUUGACUGGAUAUAUCCGACACGGACUCUCCAACAGACAGAUCAAGCUUGACUGGAUAUCAGACACGUACUAUUGCAGACCGUUCAGGUUUGACUGGAUAUAUCUGACACGGACUCUCCAACAGACAGAUCAAGCUUGACUGGAUAUCUGACACAUACUCUCCAACAGACAGAUCGGGCUUGACUGGACAUCUGCCGCGGACUCUCCAACAGACAGAUCAAGCUUGACUGGAUAUCCGACGAAGACUCUCCAACAGACAGAUCGGGCUUGACUGGAUAUCCGACACGGACUCGCCGACAGACAGAUCAAGCUUGACUGGAUAUUUGACAUGGACUCUCCAAAAGACAGAUCAAGCUUGACUGGAUAUCCGACGAAGACUCUCCAACAGACAGUUCAGGUUUGACUGGAUAUCCGACACAGACUCUCAAACAGAUCGGGCUUGUGCUGGCCUUGAAUGAGUAAAGCAAGAGAAAAAGAAGAUUCUGUGACAUUGUUAGUCUGACAAAAAAUUCCUUACAUUACCAGCGUGCACCAAGACGGGCAAUACUGACAUUUAGUGUGCCCAUAUGCAACAAACGUGUCAGCCAAAAUUUUGUAGAAUUGUUCCAGCAGAACGGCAUCACCCUUUCCGAGUGUAGUGUUAUUCAGCAGUGAGGUCCUCACGGCAAGACAAUCCCCACGAACGGAGAAAGGCUGUGAAAGAAGACAAAGGUCUUCCCGACUUACAGAAACAUGUCGGACCAAUGCCAAAUCAAUUGAUUCAUUUAUAAGCUGGACACACAUUCAUUGUAUAUAUUCUCGUGUGGGCAGGGUAUGGACUGCUGCAGCACCUCCCCACAUGAUAAUCCUUCAGAGUGCGACAACUCCCGAACAGCGUUUAUAUGCUAGUCACCACUGGGGUCGGUUCCUCCAAUAUAAUUGUACAUAGUGUACAUAAGGACCGGAGCAUCCUGCGACCGGAGCAUCCCGUCGGGGAAAGAGGAAGGGCUCCGACAGCAAGUGUGGGUUUGAAGAAUGACGGUCUCAGUCCCCCUGUGUGUGGAAGACCGUCAUUCUACUGCUUGUAUAUUAUGCUUGAUACAAACAGAAUGUGUAAAUUGGUACUGAAGUAUGCUAUAAUGUGACUAUUUAUUAUUUAAGAUUGAAAGGUUGGGCCCAAGUAGGUGCCAGGCAAACAAUAUGUUACAGUAGGCAGACAUCGCUGUGAUGAUCUGUGCUCCCGUUAAGCGUUUAGUUCCAAGCUUGAUGUGAAAUCUCCCUCUACUUUUCCUGUCUCUAUUAUCAGGGAUUUGUCUUUCAUGUUUCAGAGAUACUGUUUUUUCGUAAAAUCUGGUAAAUUUUCCCAUUUGUUUUUUUCAAAAAUCCCAAUUGAAAUGUCAUUCUUUGCGUUUCUCAGCUUAUAUGAUAAAAUUCACAGUGACAUCUCUUCAACAAUUUCCAUAAUUUUCAAAGACAAGACACAUCUUUGAAUUUAGAGCAAAGAAACAUUUUUAUCAUCAAGUCGAUGAAACUGGAUAAAUCCCUGCACAUUAACCAACAUUAUGGUUCAACCUAGCUUAAACAUUUCAUUGCACUGCCUUAAUCAGAAAAAAACAACUUUCAUUAAUCAUCAACAAACAAUGUGCUCUUUCUUGCAGUAUUAGAUGUCUAUCUUACGUCUCAUCUCAAAAAUCGUAAUAAAUUUGUGCAAGCUUGGAGCUGAAGGGUUCCGCGAAGCGGAGGUUGAUGAUGUUUGCCUACUACUUGUAUAUAGUCUCCCAAUGUCGUAGCUAGGAACGUAGCCUUAUACACAGCCACUCCGCAGCAGGUCAAGGUCGUGCAACAUCGUUGACAGACAAACAUGACCAUCAGCACGCAUAUUUGCAUAAACAUUGUCGCGUUACGCCAAGACCAGGGUCGGGCAGCAUAACAAGCUGGGUCAGCAUGCAUACAUCCUUACACAUUUCUCAAUCUGCCAUUUUGUGAACGAAGUUCAACUCUGUAUUGGAUCCUUUCUAUAUGUUUGUGGAAAUGAAACUGUAACAUUGUUGUCAAAAGGUAAUGAAGAUGUUUCAAAAGAAGUUUCAAAAUUGUGAUUGUCCCUGACAUUGAUCCCAAGGCUCCAAGGGAGGUAACUCUACCUGUAGAGUUGUCUCCCUUGGCUGACAGACUGUCCGUGCGUUAUAGGGCAUAUCAGGUUAAAUAAUGGCUCUGUCUGUUUAUCUUGGAUCCCUUGCCCUAACGAAGAUGGCCGUAGCUCUAAGAUGAUCGUAACUCCCUUACAUUAAGAGUCUCAGGAUGGCCUCAGCGCUAAGAUGAUCGUAACUUCCAUACAUUAAGAGUCUCAGGAUGGCCUCAGCACUAAGAUGAUCGUAACUUCCAUACAUUAAGAGUCUCAAGAUGGCCUCAGCACUAAGAUAAUCGUAACUUCCAUACAUUGCCUCUAAGAUUACUUUCGAACAAUGCCGAGGAUCCUAUGUUAUAUUUCAAUAGUCCUCCAAAAAUGCGCUGCUAUUGAGUUGCCGUCGAUUGUGAUUGACCAAUGUAUGCAUGCAGUCCCAGACUUGUGUGGAUUGUACCGCGCCCAGCACAUUGUCAUGUGACCUAGUUGCUGCUACUUGUUCACUACUUGUAGCUUGACCUUCGCCCUCAAUCUGUCCUUGACCUGUGACCACAAUCUGUCCUUGACCUGUGACCCCAAUCUGUCCUUUCUCACACCAAUUGGGUGGGCGACUUUAAAAUUUGAUGACAGAAUCUUUUCUCUAGAAUGGGGCUUGGCUAGGGUGAUAUAUUAUGUUGUAUGACGUGGACUAAUUUAAGGCAUACAUACUGAUGAAAUAAAAGCAUGACCAUAUGUGAUCGUUUCUUCUCGCAUGCUUUGGUGGGUCAAUCUUCCUAAUAGUCAAAAUGCUUUCUCACAUUUGGACAAAUAAAACAUAUUUUAUGUUCAUUAAGAAAAAACAAAAACUUACCAGUACAAUAAACACCAAGUAAUUUUUAUUUCACAGAAAAUUACUGAAUUUCUUUCUUUUCAAAAUUCAAAUACAAUUAUGUGACCAUUUUGGAAGGUCGGAACAGUGAAAGUUUUUUGUUUUUAGAUUCCCGAAGGAUGCGUUUCGUUGUAUUCUCGGUGUAUAUGUAAGACAAGCAUCUAUGGCAGGACUCUGAUCAGAGACCGAUUAACAAGUUGUGGCCAUUUUUUUUAAUUGGUAAUUCUUCCCAUGGCAAACCUACAACAGCAAAGAAUAUUGACACAUUCGACUUUGUUUUCAUGUCGCCAUCUUCAUUCUUAACUGAAGACUUAAUAUGAUAGCAAAGGGAGAGUGCUGCAAUGUCUGCCACAAACUGGCCAUAGAUAAGACACAUGCCAUAGAUUGGAGUCCUACAUUUCAAAGGGCAUUUCAAUGUCUCCGGUAUCCUUGGUUUCUCAAUGAUUCCUCUGCCUUUGUUUCAUAUCGUACAAUUCCCAGAAAAACGUGUUUGCUGUGUGAAGUGCCAAGGGUUAAGACAAUAGUGCCCCUUAUUCACAGACUAUCUAUUCUACUUGGUUUCAGCUACACUAAGCUUCCGAUUCGAUCAUCACAAAACAACAGGUUUGUCCUCGCAAUAAAGGACAUUUGUAAUUUCGUUUCUCUAAUGUGCGGCACUUCAAUACAGUUGUGUUGUCCUCAUGUUCUCAUCUGGUUUGGGGCCAAUGUCUUUAAAGACAGUUUUCACAAGUCUCAUAAAAGUGUAUUGAAAUCCUGGAAAAUGUUUUUCAAAGAUUCGAAAUUGAAGUUCACAAUUCCAUCAAUUAAUACCUCGUUUGCCCUUGCCCUUUCCAGUUGUAGAGAUUUUGAAUUAUGAAAUGACAAUGCAAUAUUGAAAUUUUUUGAAGAUAAAGUCAAAUUUUCAUUUUUAAGAAUAAUGUAUUUGAUUUCCUAAUGUGCCUUUUUCAGUGUGAAAAAAAAUAAAUUUGAACGGAUUCAGAUACUUAAGAAAUAUUUGAGUUGUCUAGAAGCGUUACUAAUUUCCAAAAAUUGUUGAGAAUUCCUGUAUUGCUUUGUGAUGUGUCAUGAAAGGUAACUGAUGUUGCCCAAGGUUGUUAUUGGACCACUGGGAUAAAAUUCCCCUGAUAUGUGGGGAUGACUCCCAUCAAGCAACCAGUUUUUAGAAUGAACAGAUUUUAGAAUAAAGUUGUGUGCUAAUGAAGAUUUUUAAAAAUGUGAUCAUGAAUAUAUUUUGAUUAGCAAAAUGGUAUUGCAAUUUCUGUAUGACAAGCAGCACCUGGAGAACAAGCAUUAUAUUUCCAGGAAGUCGAUAAUCAGACAUAGAUUCAUCUGUACUUAAGGUGGAAUACACCCAGUCAUGCUGUGUGACUUGUUUCAGUCAAAUAUUGACGUGUGUGUUGAGGAAAGGUUUUUAAAGAUGAACUAUGAAAAUGCGGAGCCUACCACUUUACGCCAAGAGGUACCUAUUCAAUGAGGUUGUCUGUCUUUGUUUAAAACCAUUUGGAAAGUUUUUAAUUAUUUUAUAAUUUUAUUCUCAUUAAAACUUACCUGAGAUAAAAAAACAAACUGAUUUUACAGAUUAAAGUAAUGAUGGUCGUCAGUUGACUGUCAUCACAUCUCAGAUAAGGUUGAAAAUGUCUUGUCACCAUGGCAACACAGGGUUGUGUUUUAGUAAAUGUAGCUCGCAUCCAUUAUAGGAUGUGAGGACAACACUGGAUUUAGAGAUUCCAAGAUUACUCUGGGUUCUGAUGAUCGGAAUUGCAUCAGUGUUUCAACACUGUCAAGAAAAACAGACAGUAGUUCUAUUUUGAUCAAUUAAUGUUUUCAUUACCGUUUAAAAUUUGUGGAUUUUUCAAGAACCUUCCCUCAGUGGAAAUCUGAUAAUUAGUGUGUCCUUGCAGUGGAUUUUGACUUCACUCUUGUGUUAAGACUUCCAUGUUCUGAAAGGUCAGCUUACUGACCCUAGAGGUGUGAAUUUGUUAAAUUGGAAGUCCAUCUUGGAAGGAAUAAAGAAGAAUUGUCUUUGAAAUUUGGAAAACUAAAUGUAAAUGUUAGUUCUCUACAACUCAAGAUUACAUGGUAAUAUUGAACAUUUUGUAUAACCCAAAGUGUUUUCUGGACCGGUUAGGAGUUGGCGUUUUUCACCAUUGAAAUUGUAUGACUGAAUCAUGUUUCGUAGAAUCUGAGAUGUAAUUUGGAAAGUGAAAGAAUUAAAUAUAGUUUCAGAGGAACUGUUUGUCAUUUAGUGGAACGAAAUUGAACAGAGACAUUUUGAUAAAAUGGUUAAAAGAAGUUGACAAGUAAUCAUGUUUGAAGAAUUGAAAUUGUGUUAAGGAAAUACGCAUUGAUAGGGAAAAUAUGAAGUACUGGGUAUCCUGUUUCUGACUUUAUAUUUUUGGUUUUAAUCAUUUUACAAUGGACAUUGUUGAGCCUGUAUUUAAUCUUGUUUAAUACUUUUAGACAAAGCUAUUUGUGAGAUAUUAGCCUUCUUUUAUCCAUCAUUAUGUUUAUAUCUUAACUUUUAACUCACUCACUCACUGUACAUGUUAAUAGCCAUCAUUUUAAGAUAUAAAUUUAUAUUUACUCUGAGUUCAUUGCCUUAUGCCAGGCCCCGCCAUCUUAUCUGAAGCAUCUGUCUGCGAGGUUAUCUCCCUUUGACCAUGGGUUACCUCCCUUAGACCAUGGUUUCCUAUCCUGAGUCUGUAGUGUCACCUGUCUGGCAGUAAACAAGCUACAUCGCUUGCAA